AUGGCCCUGGGACCUGCUGCACUCUUCAUCUUGACCUUGUGUAUAAAAGAGCUGAGCAUCCAUGCUGCUGACACCUGCCCAGAAGUGAAGGUCCUGGGUCUGGAAGGUUCCAACAAGCUCACCAUCCUUCAAGGCUGCCCUGGCUUGCCUGGAGCCCCAGGGCCCAAGGGAGAGGCAGGUGUCAAAGGAGAUAGAGCACACUUGUUCUCCCCAUACAAGCAGGGCUUCGGCAGUCAGCUGGGGGAGUUCUGGCUGGGGAAUGAUAACAUUCACACUUUAACCACUGAGGGAACCAGUGAGCUGAGGGUGGAUCUUGCAGACUUUGACGGCAAGCAUGUCUUUGCCAAGUACAGCUCCUUCCGGAUCCAGGGAGAGACAGAGAAAUACAAGCUCGUCCUGGGGAACUUUCUUGGCGGUGGUGCUGGUGACUCCCUGACUUUCCAAAACAACAGAUUCUUCUCCACCAAAGACCAAGACAACGACCUGAGUUCUUCCAGCUGUGCCAAGCAUUUUCACAGAGCCUGGUGGUAUGCUGACUGCCACACUUCCAACCGGAAUGGCCUUUACCUUAGGGGUCCCCAUAAGAUUGCAAAUGGUGUCAAUUGGAAUUCAUGGAGGGGUUACAACUACAGCUUCAAAGUUUCUGAGAUGAAGCUUGGCUUCUGGGCUCCAGCUGGCUCCACUCCACCGCUGUCCCUGGUGGUCAUCCCAUGGUACUGUAUCUCCAAAGCGCUGGGGAUUCUGGCUGCAGCUGGCUGCACUUUCACCAAUAGCGUCUCCAGGAACUGCAGCCCUGCUGCUAGUGCCUAA
This is a messenger RNA of Arvicanthis niloticus (Nile rat), 810 nucleotides long. RefSeq names its product ficolin-2-like. Gene Ontology annotation, biological process: complement activation, lectin pathway. Gene Ontology annotation, molecular function: carbohydrate derivative binding; signaling receptor binding; antigen binding. The record is from RefSeq and is a predicted model, not a curated record. Lineage: Eukaryota; Metazoa; Chordata; Mammalia; Rodentia; Muridae.